AUGGCGCCUCGUGGACCCGGUCGGGGACGUGAGAGAGAUCGUACUAGUACACAGGAACCGGAAAUCAACUCGAAUAACCCGAUAAACCUUAUGGCGGCAUUGGAGAAUAUGGCUGCUUCUAUGCAGGCCACUACGGAGGCCCUUGGGCAACAGAUAAACAAUAAUGGCAAUGGCGGAAGGGAAGCUCAGGGCCCGAUGACACUGGCAACUUUCUUAAAGGUUAACCCACCAAAGUUCAAGGGAACCACCAAUCCGACUGAAGCUGAUACUUGGUUUCAAGCCAUGGAACGAGCACUGCAAGUGCAGUUGGUGCCUGAAGAGCAGCACAAAUUUGAGGAGCUAUUCAGAUUUUCCCGCAUGUGUCAUGGAGCUCCGGAAGACUUCGAGGAAUGGAAAUGCAUUAAGUAUGAAGGAGGGCUUCGGAGCGACAUCUUAAGUUCAGUGGGACCAAUGGAGAUCCGAACUUUUUCAGAGUUAGUGAAUAAGAGCAGAAUUACUGAAGAGUGUGUGAAAAGGAGGGUUGCAGAGGAAGGAAGUCAUAGAGAGCACAACCAAGAAUUCGCACCAAGGGGUCGAGAGUUUAAGGAGAGGGGAUACAUACAACACUUUCCCCAAGGACGGAAUAACUUUGCGACGAGUGAGGAGUCCCAAAGGAAUGGUAAGGGAAAACGGGCAGCGGCUGCUUCUAAUGUUUUGAGCUGUCAGAGGUGUGGAAGUCAUCACCUAAAUAGGCCAUGCCGAUUGGGGUUAGGCGUAUGUUACAAGUGCGGGUUACCAGGGCAUGUAUCAAGAAAUUGCCAACAAGGAGAGAGUCAGAAUGCGGGCCGAUUGCGGCAGUAA
Arachis duranensis is the source of this 840-nucleotide messenger RNA. RefSeq lists its product as uncharacterized. The transcript has 2 exons. Gene Ontology annotation, molecular function: zinc ion binding; nucleic acid binding. Bases 1 to 840 code for a protein of 279 amino acids. NCBI's taxonomy places the organism in Eukaryota, Viridiplantae, Streptophyta, Magnoliopsida, Fabales, Fabaceae. The record is from RefSeq and is a predicted model, not a curated record.